GUGAAUGGGAAGGAGAGAGUAGAGACGAGAGAGAGAAGGAGAAUAUAAAUUGUGUAGUUCUAGAGACGGUAUAGGUUUAGGUAACCUUGUCCUCUGUAAAUCUGGUGCACGACACUAGAUUAUAGGUCCAGACCACGACGUCACGAUUUGUUAUGAUUAGACUUUGCUGUUUCAGCACUUCUUCCGCCGAGGAGUCAGUUGACUGGGAGUUCUUGGGAGUUUUACGAUCUAACCAGUCCGGUGACACCGCGAGAGAGGCGGUAAGCAGAGAGAGAUAGUGAAAGCUGCAGAAAGAGAUAGUGAAAGACGAUCGCCUACUACUAUGGCUCCGUUGCAGUUCGCGGUGUACUGGCGUCUUGCGCUCAUAUUCUUCUUCAUGGCGUUUCUCUUCUUCCUCGACCUCUUCGCCGUUAGCAGAGCAACCUCCUCGUGCAAUAACGUCCCGGGUGAGUUACCGGCCGCUAGUCGAACCUCUGGAGAAGUAUCUUCUAGUGCCCAUACACAGAACUGGACUACAUGGGAGGUGCGCGAGGUAAACGGAUCACUUUUACAGGUAUUGUUACCGCAACAGGAUGAGAUUACGGGUGGGAACGACACGGAAAGAGAGAAUGGUACAGUGUGUAUGGAUUCGGAGGUGAUGUCGUACAGUCAGACCAUCUACAUGACUGGCCUUCUGCUGGGAUCUCUGUUCGGAGGAGCUCUCUCUGACAGGUACGGUAAGCGAGCAGUGCUGCUGGUGUGUGUGUGUGUUAAUGCCGUGACUGCUGUGCUGCCGGCAGUCCUUCCUCACGCCCUCCUCUUCCUCACCCUGCGCUGUCUGGCCGGGGUCUCCUGCUGCUGUAUCAAUAUCUGCAGCUUCAGCCUGGGUGUGGAAUGGAGCCUUCCCAGGUAUCGUAUUUGGCCCCCGGCCCUCCUGUCCUUCUCCUUCAGCCUGGGUAUGAUGGCAUUGGCACCGCUGGCGUACCUUACACACACCUGGACACAGCUACACCUGGGACUGGCUAUACCACAGAUCCUCUGUCUGCCUCUCUACUAUUAUAUUCCUGAGUCUCCUCACUGGCUGCUCCUGAAGAGGAGAGCAGAGACUCUGGAGGGGUAUAGGAGACACAGUCCUGAGGACAAACGCUUUCUAGACCUGUUGUUGGACACAGAGGCGAAGGACCUGCAGGAAGUACACCUGGAGACACACACACUGGAGACUGGCACACCUGACAGUGAGACACACACACUGGAGACUGGCAAACCUGACAGUGAGACACACCCACUGGAGACUCGCACACCUGACAGUGAGACACACACACCAAAGGCAGACACACAAACAUGGGAGGAACACACACUUUCCCACUGCGGACACAUGAGAAGUCCCACCAUCCUACUGCGCCUGGUCAUCUUGAGUUACAUUGGGCUAGCAUCAGCCCUGACGUACUACGGUAUCUGUAUGAAUGUCGGGCGUUUCGGGGUGGAUGUCUUCCUGGCUCAGUUCUUCAGCGGCCUAUCAGAGGCUCCCUGCCUGCUCGUCCCAUUCCUAUUGGCUCGCUGGGGCAGACGCCCAAUCAGCAUGCUAUCCCUGUUCCUCAGUGGCUCCUUCUGCCUGCUGUCCCUGCUCGCAUCACGCUUCUACGCUGUCCCAGGGUUGGUGAUGACUCUGGCCCUGGUGGGGAAGCUGUGUAUGCAGACCACUGUGUUUGUCUCUGUACUCUACGGCAUCGAACUCUUCCCUACGCUCAUCAGACAGAAGUGUGUGGGCUUGGUGUGUCUGUGUUACAGGGUGGGCUGUAUCCUGAAUGCGGUGAUCAGUCCUAGAGGAGAAACCAUCCCAUUGGCCGCUAUGAUCCUUUAUGGGAGUGGCCCCAUUGUUGGGGCGGGACUGUGUCUGUUUCUACCGGAGACCAGUGGUGUGCCGCUCCCUGAUUCGCUGGAGGACUGUGACAGACAGCCCAAUCUUCAUCUACCAACCUUCCCUUCCCUUUGGUCUUCAGAGGGUGCUCAGCGGAUGCCCCAGCUGACAAAGUCUGUCCAUUCCUGGGAGACACAGACCCAGAGAAGCCCCCCCACAACCCACGGGAUCCCAACUGACUCAAACUGCACGUACUCACACACACACACCACAAACACACACAUGCUGUAGAUACAUGUAUUUUAAGUUUCGUGGUGCUCAGUUGGUACAGAACACAACAAACUGGGAGGUACUCCCUGAACUCAGAACACAUAAACAUUGCAAUACAUUUUGCGACGUUGUGCCCUACUGAACACGACCCUGGUUCUAGUGUUUCAUAGGUUUGAUCCUGUAUCUCACACAGCCUGUAGAGGCUUGCUGAGAACGUGUUUAAACACAGACCUGUCUGUGAGAUGUGAGGAAACAUUGCUAAUGUAGCAUUGUAUAAACAGCUCUGCACGAAGGUUGUGUGUGUGUGCAUUUUCUGUACGUGUGUGUUAUCCUCACACAAUCAUGAACCUUCCUUGCACCUUGCUGACAUUUCUACACUGUGUUUCAUGUCAAGUUGACUUGAGAUGUGGGGAGGGGGGGCUGUCUUAUCAUAAAGGGUGUGGUCAUGUUGAUGUAUGUUUGGUAUUGAAAUCAGAUGUCUGUAGUUAAGUCGCUCUGGAUAAGAGCGUCUGCUAAAUGACUUAAAUGUAAAUGUUAUGUGUAGGAAUGUUGUCCUGUCUGGUGGUAGGGUCAGGCUGUUGAAAUGACCAAUUGUUUCUCAUGAUGUGCUGUUGUGUGUUCUUAUAGGCAUUUGACAUGCUGAGGAAUGUUGUCCUGUCUGGUGGCAGGGUCAGGCUGUUGAAAUGACCAAUUGUUUCUCAUGAUGUGCUGUUGUGUGUUCUUAUAGGCAUUUGACAUGCUGAGGAAUGUUCUUCUGUACAGCUUGUAGAUUUCCUGUUCUUAGCUAUUAAAUAAAAAAAUAGAAUUUUCAA
Oncorhynchus gorbuscha (pink salmon) is the source of this 2919-nucleotide messenger RNA. RefSeq names its product solute carrier family 22 member 6-like. The transcript has 10 exons. Gene Ontology annotation, biological process: transmembrane transport. The coding region runs from base 323 to 2128 and encodes 601 amino acids. Gene Ontology annotation, molecular function: transmembrane transporter activity. The record is from RefSeq and is a predicted model, not a curated record. Lineage: Eukaryota; Metazoa; Chordata; Actinopteri; Salmoniformes; Salmonidae.